Molecule: messenger RNA, 4327 nt
Organism: Condylostylus longicornis
Lineage: Eukaryota; Metazoa; Arthropoda; Insecta; Diptera; Dolichopodidae
Gene: Ranbp21
Product: exportin-5
Exons: 9
Coding region: 243-4022 (1259 amino acids)
Biological process (GO): protein export from nucleus; RNA export from nucleus
Cellular component (GO): nucleus; cytoplasm; RNA nuclear export complex
Molecular function (GO): small GTPase binding; RNA binding; nuclear export signal receptor activity
Source: RefSeq, a predicted model, not a curated record
AAGACGCUCCGGUCAGUUUUUGUUACAUUAAAGUGCUGAAGUUACUUAAAUUUUCGAUAAAGUUACAUUAUUAUUAAGUUUUUUAUACAUAUUAAUUAAAAAUAAAUAAGAAAAAAAUCAAUGUUACUAACAUUUUGAUGUUGGAGCAUAUAUGCAUUUUUCAAAAAAAAAAAAAAAUAAUUUAAAAGAAAAAGUCUGGCUCAGUAUUUUGUGAACAGUUGAUUGAAUAUUAAUUACUACAAAUGGAGCAAAAUCCGAACAUUCCAGCUUUAGCAAAUGAAUUAGCUCAAGCCAUUGAAGUAAUUAUGAAUCCUGUAACACCCCAAACAAAUCGCAUGGAAGCCUAUAUAGCUUGUGAACAGUUUAAAGAAGCUUCACCGUUAUGCGCUCAAGCUGGGUUGUAUUUAGCGGGCGGACAACAAUAUAACAGUAACGUAAAACACUUUGGUUUACAAUUAAUGGAGCAUACUAUAAGGUUGAAAUGGAAUACUAUAUCACAAGAAGAAAAAAUUUUCAUAAAGGAAAAUGCUAUGAAACUUUUAUUAACCGGUGUUGGUCCAGCUGAAGAUACCUCUUUAUCACAUUUGAAAGAUGCACUUUCGCGUAUUAUAGUAGAAAUGAUAAAGCGAGAAUGGCCACAGCAAUGGACAACUUUACUUUCAGAACUCUCGGAUGCAUGCACAAAGGGAGAAGCUCAAACUGAACUUGUUUUAUUGAUAUUUCUGCGAUUGGUUGAAGAUGUUGCAUUACUUCAAACUAUUGAAUCAAACCAACGCCGUAAGGAUAUCUAUGCCGCUUUAACUAGCAACAUGAGUGAAAUUUUUGAAUUUUUUUUGCGAUUAAUAGAACUACAUGUGACUGCGUUUAGAGAAUCAACCUCACUGGGUAAUAUUCAAAAGGCCAGUGCACAUAGUCGGGUCGUACAAGUUGUAUUACUUACUUUAACUGGUUUUGUUGAAUGGGUGUCAAUUAAUCAUAUCAUGUGUGGUGAUGGAAAGAUUUUGCACAUUUUAUGCAUUUUGUUAAAUGAUUCUGCUUUUCAAAUUGACGCCGCGGAGUGUUUAGCACAGAUUGUAAAUAGAAAAGGGCAAGUCAAAGACCGGAAACCUUUACUGACUCUGUUUAGCGAAAGUCCUAUGAAUUACAUUUACACUUCAGCUCAAACUCCACCACUUGGUGCUACAAUUGAACAAAACCAUGCAUUUUUAAAAAAAUUGACACAAGUAUUUAAUGGCUUGGCACAGUUAAUAACCGCUCUUUGGGGCAAAGAUGAUGGUGCUAUACAACGUCCACAACAUUUUUCUGCAUAUUUAGAAGCUUUAUAUAUUAUUACCAGACACCCUAGUUUAACGGUAGCCCAUGGAGCAGCUCAAGUUUGGACAAUUUUAUUAAAACACGACCAAAUUUCAAAAGAUCCUUAUACGGCAAAUUAUAUUCCAAAAUUAAUUCAAGUUGUGGGCCCAAGAAUUGUUAAAAUAGGGUAUCCGAAUUCAAGGUCCAUAAGUAUAACAAUGACUACUGAAUCAUUUAUUAGUUUAGAAUACGACAGCGAAGAAGAAUACUUUCUAUUUUUCCAUCGCGCCAGAACUGAUUUUAUGGAAAUAUUUCGUCAAACUACUUUAAUAGCACCAAUCAUAACGUUCGGGUAUUGCGAACAGUGGUUAAAAAUGAGACUUGCUAAAUCACAUUCCGAAAUAAACACUAAUUGUAGCGUAUUUGAUCCGGUUUAUUUAGAAUGGGAAGCUCUUGUAACGGUUUUAGAUGGUGUGCUCAGUCGAAUACUAAUGGUAACAGAGCGACCUGCAGUGACCACGGGUUUGAAUUUAUUAGAGGACUGCUUAAAAGUUAAUACAAACGAUCCAGUUAUUAUUUCAAUAGUUCUUUCUUGUAUAUCAGCUUUGUUUGUAUUUUUGAGUAUGUCAAGUUGUCAAUUAACAUCAGCAAACUGUGUUGCAAUGAGUGGAGUCAGUUUAUUACCACGUGUUUUGGAUAAAAUAUUUUCUGCUUUAGUAUAUCCGUUUGAUGAUGACGAUCCUAUUCAAAUGUCAUCUUCAUCUAAUUUGCAAAAAGAACUAAAAAAAAUAACGAAACGUGAAGCUGUGAAAAAUUUAAGACGUCAUUCAGCAUCCUUAAUGGUGAAAUUAGCAAUAAAAUUUCCUUUACUGUUAUUACCAGUUUUUGAACAAAUAAAUUCCACUGUAAAAAACUUUGCAAGGCAAGCUGCAGCAGCAAGAAAUUCUAGCAAUCAAAUCACCAAAAAUACUCAAACCACUUUGAAUGAAGCUCUUCUGAUAAUUUCAAAUCACUUUUGCGAUUAUGAAAGGCAAACAGCUUUUGUCGCAGAAGUUUUAGCGGAAGCCCAACUGCAGUGGGUUCAACUAACAACAUUUUUCAAAUCCCCCUUAGAUUUUAUGAGCUUUGUUGGUUUAAAUAAGCCACCUGCAAAAGAUAUGGAUACCGAUCCAACAGCACAAAAUCGUGGGAAAAUUUUAGAUGCCCUCAACAUUGUUGUUGGUGUUCUUAAAAGAUGUACUUGGCCUGAUGAUCCAGAUAGAGCAUCACGUGGUGGUUUUGUUGUCGGCUUAACAGAGUCUGGAAACCCAAUUUGUCGAAAUCCUGCUGCAUCGCAUAUUAUACCGUUACUACCGAAUAUUUUAUCUUUAUUAAGAGUUUUAAAUGAGCUUUUUAAACCAGAAGCACUGAAUAGUUUGUCAGAAGGAUACAAAAAUGUUCACUCUUUAUUAGAGCAUGAAAAACGGUCAUUAAUGGGGAUUCCUCCAAUAAUGUCUGACCCAAUGGAUCCAGUUUUGAGGAAACCACCGACAAUGCUUGAAAAAAUGCAAAAUUUUAUGGCACAACUAUUUGAUAAUUGCUACCAUUUAAUGGGCCAAUCCGGACCUUCAUUAGGACGCGAUUUAUAUCAAUUACCUGGGAUUGCUGAUGCUUUGAUUAAUAGUGUAUUCACAAGUAUGGAAUUGAUACCUGACUAUCGUUUAAGACCUAUUAUUAGAGUGUUUUUUAAACCAUUCGUGUAUUCUUGUGCCGUAGCAUUUCAUGAACCAGUUCUAAUACCAAUUUUUACGCAUCUGUCACCAUUCAUGCUAAAUCGUUUGACUCAUCGAUGGCAAUAUAUUACGGCUCUAUAUGAAUCUGGGGAGCUGUCAGAAGAAAUUAGUGAUACUCAGGAAGUUUUUGAAGAUAUGCUUAAUCGUAGUUUAACUAGGGAAUAUUUGGAUGUAUUGAGAGUGGCCUUAGUUGGUGGUACAAUUAACCCAUCAAUCGAUCGAAAUGAUCAAGUUAAUAUUAUAAACGAUGUUACAAUGGAUCAAGAUGAAUUGUCGAUGGAUGGCGCUACGCAUAACACAACAAGAGCAACCCAGUCGGCUUUAACUUCUGAAGUUAUAAGUGAUUUAGGUGGAAAAUUGUUAAAAAAUCCACUAAUUUGUAAUUCAUUAGUUAUGACUAUUUUAAGUGCUAUUUCCUGGAACGAUAGUAAUUGUAGCGUUAAAAGUGUUCAACUAACUGCACCUGUAAUGCGUUAUUUAGCUGCAGAGCAAUUAUUAACUCCAUCAAUUGCUACUAAUGCUCUAAUAGCGGUUCUUAGAGGAUUACAGGUUCAUGGACAACAUGAAACGAUCCAAUCUCCUCUUAUUACAUUAGGUGUCCAAGUCUAUGAAAUAUUAAGACCAAAAUUUCCAAAUGUUUUUGAAAUAAUGCAACGUAUCCCAAAUAUAAAUUCAGCUGAUCUACAAAAAUUAGAUGAAAAAAUUGCGACAAGCCAAACAAAGGGAAACAAAAUUGAUAAAUCGAAGAAAGAUCUUUUCAAAAAAAUUACAUCGCAGCUUAUUAAUCGAAGUAUAAAUCAAUUAUUCCGUCAUGAAAUUCAAAUUGCCAAUUUGCCACCAAUGAAUUUGUCUGGUAGAAACAGAACAUUAGAUCAAAAUCGUGAUAUUUUAGCUGCAUCAGCUGCAGAAGAUGCUGGUUUAACAAAAUUAUUUAGUCCGGCGAGGAAUUUAAUUUAGAAAUUUUUUAUUUUACUAUUAUUAAUAUUACAAUUUUUUUAUCAAAUUGUGUGUAAUUUUUAAAAUUUUUAAAUACUUAGUUGAGAUAUUUUAAAACAAAAGAAAACUUUUAAAAAAUUAAUUUAUUAUAAUAAUUAGGCAUUAAAAAUUAAUCAGUUAACCUUUUUAUUUUAUAAGAUAAAUUUUUUUUAUUAAAAAAAAAAUUAGUGACAAUAUAUUAUGUAAUGAAUUAUAUAUAUGUAUAUAUAUAUAUAAAUGAAAAUUGUAUAUAUCAACAUAUUAAGAAAAAUUAAUAUCUUAAAAAA